Messenger RNA from Chenopodium quinoa (quinoa), 2677 nucleotides. Its product is annotated as phosphoinositide phospholipase C 6-like. Lineage: Eukaryota; Viridiplantae; Streptophyta; Magnoliopsida; Caryophyllales; Amaranthaceae. Gene Ontology annotation, biological process: lipid metabolic process; phosphatidylinositol-mediated signaling. The transcript has 8 exons. Gene Ontology annotation, molecular function: phosphatidylinositol-4,5-bisphosphate phospholipase C activity. The coding region runs from base 585 to 2333 and encodes 582 amino acids. The record is from RefSeq and is a predicted model, not a curated record.
AAAUUGGACCACUCACGUGGCAGAACGUGUCCAGCAACCUAGAAUAGAGAAUUGUUGACUGGUUUGGGUAUGAAGAAUGAUAGGUCACCUUAAAGUUGGGACUAUUGAGGAAUAAUCCAAAGUUGGAGUUAAUGAAAAUAAAUUGGUGAAAGUUGAGAUUAAAAAACAGUAUUAAUAAAAAAAAAAAAAAUUAAAAUUGAGCAACCGGAGCAGCGGGAAAACGUAACGAAGCCGUGUUAAUGAUAACUGCUAUAUUUAACGGUCAACACAAUCAGUUUUAUUAAAUUUCAGAUAAGGACAACACUCACUAUUAUUUCUUUAAUUUCCAACUUUCAUUUAUUUAUUUUCUCACCAAUCAAAAAUCAAAUCAAAUAAGAUACAAAGACAUACAACUUUAAAAUCUCCCUUCUUUCCCACUUUCUUACCUCCAUAAAUCUCCAUUUUUUCGAUUUAAACCCUUCAAAUACAUACAUUUCUUCAUUCAUUUCUCAAUUAUAUCUGAUCCUUUUCACAAAUUAUUAUAUUUUUUCACAAUUAAUAAUAAUUAUUAUUUGGAGAAAAUUAAGAAAUAAAAUAAAAUAAAAAUGGGGAGUAGUAGUACCCAUCAUAAUUACAAGAUGUUUAUGUGUUUCAAUAGAAAGUUUAAGAUCAAUGAUAUUCAACCACCAUUUGAUCUUGUUGAAGCUUUUACAAUCUACUCUCAAAAAGGGACCCACAUGAAUGCGACGCAACUCCACCGUUUUCUGGUGGAUUUUCAGGCGGAGGAUACGACGGAGGCCGACGCUACUCGUCUUCUCGACGACAUUCUACGACGGCGACGACAUCUUAGCAAGUUUACGCGCCAAGGGUUGACUCUUGAUGAUUUCUUUUUUUUCCUCUUUUCUGAUGAUCUUAAUUCUCCUCUUAAUUCCCAGGUGCAUCAUGACAUGACUGCUCCAAUGCAACAUUACUUCAUAUUCACGGGUCAUAAUUCUUACUUAACGGGGAAUCAACUCAGCAGUGACUGCAGUGAUGUACCAAUAAUUAAGGCAUUGCAGAGAGGAGUCAGAGUGAUUGAACUUGAUAUUUGGCCUAAUUCAGCAAAAGACGAUAUCAAUGUUCUUCAUGGAAGGACCUUUACAACUCCAGUGUCGCUCAUUAAAUGUUUGAAGUCUAUAAAAGAACAUGCUUUUGCAGCAUCUUCAUAUCCCUUGAUAAUAACAUUAGAAGACCACCUUACUCCCGACCUUCAAGCUAAAGUUGCAAAGAUGGUGACUGAAAUAUUUGGGGAGAUGCUGUACUGUCCGGAGUGUCAACACUUAGAACAUUUUCCUUCACCAGAAGAGUUGAAGUUCAGAAUACUUCUUUCAACUAAACCACCAAAAGAAUACCUUGAGGCCAAACAAAGCAAAGAUAAGGGGAACGCCUCACCAGCUUCAUCUGGAGAUGAUACACAACCCAAUAGUACCCAGGGUGAUAGUGAAAGUGAUCAAGAUGAUGAAGACAGUGAUGCUGCGUCUGAUGGUAAAUCUGGUCAGUUGGUUGCACCACAGUACAAGCGUCUGAUUGCUAUUCAUGCGGGUAAACCAAAGAAUGGCUUGAGAGAAGCACUUAGAACUGGUUUAGAUAAAGUUAAACGUCUUAGUUUGAGUGAACAGGCUCUUGAAAGGGCAGCAUUAAAUUAUGGACCUGAUGUUGUGAGGUUCACGCAGAGAAACUUUCUUAGGAUUUAUCCCAAGGGAACACGUAUUAGAUCUUCAAACUAUGAGCCAUUGGUUGGAUGGAUGCAUGGGGCUCAAAUGGUUGCUUUUAAUAUGCAGGGAUAUGGUAAAUCUCUUUGGUUAAUGCAAGGGAUGUUUCGAUCUAAUGGUGGCUGUGGUUUUGUCAAAAAGCCUGAUUUUCUGAUGAAAAAAGGUCCAAAUGGUGAGGUAUUUGAUCCAAAGGCCCCGUUAGAAGUGAAGAAGACCUUGAAGGUUAGGGCAUACUUGGGCGAUGGAUGGCGCUUGGAUUUUAGCAAAACUCACUUCGAUACUUUUUCUCCACCAGAUUUCUAUGUGAAGUUUCGCAUACUAGGAGUUCCAGCAGAUUAUGCCAAACUAAAAACGAAAGUCAUAGAAGAUGAUUGGGCACCUGUGUGGGAUCAGGAGUUCACAUUUCCAUUAACCGUCCCAGAGUUGGCUCUGCUUCAAAUUGAAGUAAGAGAAUAUGACAUGUCAGAGAAGGAUGAUUUCGGAGGGCAAACGUGUUUGCCAAUAUCAGAGUUGAAAACCGGAAUUAGAUCAGUCCGACUUUUUGAUAGGAAGGGAGAGAAACUCCCAUCAGUCAGACUUUUGAUGAGGUUUCAGUUCUCUUAACUUAUACCAUACUCGAGGCUGCAGUAUUCGAGUGUAUAGACUAGGUUACUGUUAUGAUUAGCUUGCACAGCACAAGGUCUUGAAUUGUUUGAGUAUUGGAAUUUGAAAAGGUGAGAAAUAGUAGAUUAUACAAGGGGAAUGCCCAGCUUUAGGGAUGAUUUAUCCUAAGCUAGAUAGAUCCUCAAAGAUGUGGUUUUGAAACAUUUAUCCUAAGCUAGAUAUGUGCUGUGUUGAAGCAAUGUACCACCUAUCAGUGGUAACAAUUUGCGCUAUGUUGUAACUUGAUACAAUAUACUAUUCUAUGAGAUAAUGAAAAGAGAAUCUGAAUCACUGAAUGUUCAUAU